AUGAACAUCCAUGUGGAAGGACUGGUAGCGAUCGUUAUCUUCUACCUGCUGAUUCUGGGGGUGGGAAUAUGGGCCGCCUGGAAAAACAAGAACUCGGGAGUGGAGGAAGGAACGGAUCGCAACGAGACCAUCAUGGUUGGAGGAAGAGAUAUCGGACUGUUUGUUGGAGCGUUUACUAUGACUGCUACAUGGGUUGGAGGAGGUUAUAUUAAUGGCACAGCUGAGUAUGUGUAUCUGCCUGAUUUUGGCCUGGCCUGGGCACAGGCUCCCUUUGGAUAUGCCAUGAGUCUCAUAGUGGGAGGUCUGUUCUUCGCUAAGCCGAUGCGUUCUCGAGGCUAUGUGACUAUGUUGGACCCAUUCCAGCAGCUGUAUGGGAAGCGAAUGGGCGGCCUGCUCUUCAUCCCUGCACUCAUGGGAGAGAUCUUCUGGUCUGCCGCCAUCUUAUCAGCUCUUGGAGCAACAUUAAGUGUCAUCGUGGACAUUAACAUCAACAUUUCUGUAAUCAUCUCAGCCUUCAUUGCCAUUUUCUACACACUGGUUGGGGGCAUCUAUUCAGUGGCUUAUACAGACGUGGUUCAACUCUUCUGCAUCUUUGUGGGACUGUGGAUCAGUGUCCCUUUUGCACUGUCGAACCCUGCUGUGUCUGACAUUGGCUUGACAGCGGUGAAGAAGCUCUACCAGGAUCCCUGGCUGGGAUCGAUCAAAAGCACAGAUGGAUGGAUGUGGGCGGACAACUUCUUCCUUUUGAUGUUGGGGGGAAUACCCUGGCAGGUCUAUUUUCAACGAGUUCUUUCUGCCUCUUCAGCUACUUAUGCCCAAGUUCUCUCCUUCCUGGCUGCUUUUGGCUGCAUCAUCAUGGCCAUUCCCUCAGUCCUGAUUGGUGCUAUUGGGGCCUCCACAGACUGGAACCUGACUUCUUAUGGACCCAUCCCACCCAUGAUGAAAGAUGAAUCAGAAAUGAUUCUUCCAAUCGUCCUACAGCACCUGUGCCCAUCCUAUGUCUCCUUUUUUGGGCUGGGGGCAGUGUCUGCCGCAGUUAUGUCAUCGGCUGACUCGUCCAUCCUUUCAGCAAGCUCAAUGUUCGCAAGAAACAUCUACCAGAUGGCCUUCCGUCAGUCGGCAUCAGACAACGAGAUUGUCUGGGUCAUGAGGAUCACAAUCUUUGUUUUCGGCGCUCUUGCUACAGCCAUGGCCCUCCUGACAGGUACAGUGUACGGUCUAUGGUACCUCAGCUCAGACCUGGUCUACGUCAUCAUCUUUCCUCAGCUUCUCAGUGUCCUUUUUGUCAGAGGCACCAAUACCUAUGGCUCAGUGGCAGGCUACAUCUUUGGUCUGUUCCUGCGAAUUGGCGGUGGUGAGCCAUACCUCAAGCUGCCUCCUUUUAUUUACUACCCUGGCUGGUACUAUGUAGAAAAGGUCCACCAUACCACUCAAAUGGUGGAACUCUUGGUGAUGCAGAGGUUUCCCUUUAAAACAGUCUCCAUGUUGGCCUCUUUUCUGGGAAAUGUGGCCUUCUCUUAUUUAUUUAAGUAUUUGUUCGAGAGCGGCAUCCUGUCAGCCAAGUAUGACUUCCUGGAUGCAGUGGUGGCCAAACACAGUGCUGAGAUCAUGGACAGGACAACGCUGGUAAACAGGAACAUCAUUGGGUUGAACGAGAUGGCACCAGCACGGCCGAGGCUUAGCGUCACAUUGGCUGGAGCCUUUAGCAGGAGGGAAACCCUUCCAGAAGAAGAGGAGGAGGACUCCAGCCCAGAGUCUCCCAGUCAUGAGAAUGAGUAAAUACCACUGCCUUUUUAA
Molecule: messenger RNA, 1797 nt
Organism: Trichomycterus rosablanca
Lineage: Eukaryota; Metazoa; Chordata; Actinopteri; Siluriformes; Trichomycteridae
Gene: slc5a7a
Product: solute carrier family 5 member 7a
Exons: 8
Coding region: 1-1779 (592 amino acids)
Biological process (GO): neuromuscular synaptic transmission; transmembrane transport; choline transport
Cellular component (GO): synapse; dendrite; perikaryon
Molecular function (GO): choline:sodium symporter activity
Source: RefSeq, a predicted model, not a curated record